This is a messenger RNA of Metopolophium dirhodum (rose-grain aphid), 2913 nucleotides long. RefSeq names its product signal peptide peptidase-like 3 (gene SppL). The coding region runs from base 846 to 2006 and encodes 386 amino acids. Gene Ontology annotation, molecular function: aspartic endopeptidase activity, intramembrane cleaving. Gene Ontology annotation, biological process: membrane protein proteolysis. The record is from RefSeq and is a predicted model, not a curated record. The transcript is spliced from 13 exons. Gene Ontology annotation, cellular component: lumenal side of endoplasmic reticulum membrane; cytoplasmic side of endoplasmic reticulum membrane; Golgi-associated vesicle membrane. Lineage: Eukaryota; Metazoa; Arthropoda; Insecta; Hemiptera; Aphididae.
GCGGUAGGCAACCAUUCCGCCACCACAUCCACCCCCACCACCAUUCGCCAAUCAUCGACACCACUACCUUCACCACUCGCCGAUCAUCAUCAUCGCCACCUCCACCACUCGACAGUCGCCACUACCGCUGUCCGCUCUAGUUGUGGACCUGCAGUGGUAGUCGUGAUGUCCGCGGCCGCGUUCCAAAUUUAACUCCGCACGCACGCACGCCGCACGGCACCUUGCUAAAACAAUAACAACAAAAGACUACGCGACGUCCGACGAUUUUUUCGCAAACAACCUAUUUUGAUUUUAAUAAUAUGCCGCGAAAGCCUCUUCGAGUAUAAUUUAAUACCUACAUUACGAUGUCUGGUGUCGUCAGUGGUUCGUGACGCAAAUAUUUUUCGCCAGCCCUCCGGUGAUUUGGAACUCAUUCGGUUUCGACAAAAAUAUUAGGUAUAAUAUAAGAAGUAACAAAAAAACUGGCUGUGCGCGCGAUGACCGCAGCGCCAAUGGUUAUUCGGUAUUCGGACGACUCCGUCGUCGUCGAGUCUUCGUCGUGACGACAGGUGGACGCGAACACAAGAGUGCCGACUCCCGAUUGUUAUCGGUCUGAUUGUUUAAUGGCACCACGGAGCAGAAGUGAUUGAUUGUGACGGUUUGCAGUGUCUUGUGUAUAAAAGAGUCCAAAGAGUCCGGAUUCGUGAACUGCCGCCGAAGACGUGUGACGGGAUGGAAAUCGAUGAGCAUCAGACGCCGACCGACGAUGUCUUAGCCUCCGCAAAUCACAUCGACCGUUCUUCGAUCGUAAUAUAGACCGACCACAAAGUCACUCGCAAGAAGACUUCACUGUCAAAUAUACCAAAAUGUCUUCCCAAGUAGAUUACCAAUGGGCAUAUACAAUAAUGGAUUCAUCUCGGGUCUCCACAUUUUUGAUAUCUAUUCUGUUAAUUGUUUAUGGCAGUUUCAGAUCUUUAAAUAUGGAACAGGAAGCCAGAGAAAGAGAAAAAGAAAAAUCUAAGAACUCCAACGGAAGCUCUGUGUGCUUAACAGAUAUUAGUAAGCAAAAACAAGAUGUUCAAACACUGGAUACCAUGCAAGCUUUGUGUUUGCCUCUAGGAGCUUCAAUAUCAUUGUUAGUCAUGUUUUUCUUUUUUGAUUCUAUGCAAAUGUUAUUUGCUAUAUGCACUGCAAUUAUUGCUACUGUUGCGUUGGCAUUUCUUCUGCUGCCCAUGUGCCAGUACAUUAUUAAUCCUUGCUCGGAUGGAAACAAGAUCUCUUUCGGUAUAUGUGGUCGUUUUACUAUGGCUGAGCUGCUGUCUUUUUCAAUGGCAUUGUUUAUAGUUUGUAUCUGGGUACUGACUGGACAUUGGUUGUUAAUGGACGCAAUGGGAAUGGGACUCUGUGUAGCAUUUAUUGCCUUUGUCCGACUUCCUAGUCUUAAAGUGUCCACUCUUCUGUUGACUGGUCUUUUGAUCUAUGAUGUUUUCUGGGUGUUUUUCUCAUCAUACAUAUUUAACACCAACGUUAUGGUCAAAGUGGCAACAAGGUCAGCAGAAAAUCCUGUCGGAGUAGUGGCUCGAAAGUUACACAUUGGCGGAGUUGCCAAAGAAGCACCAAGGUUAUCUCUUCCUGGAAAAUUAGUGUUUCCCAGUAUUCAUAAUGGGCGAUUUUCAAUGCUUGGGCUCGGGGAUAUAGUUAUGCCGGGUCUAUUACUGUGUUUCGUGAUGCGGUAUGAUGCAUAUAAGAAAUCUCAGCUUCUACAUUUCGGGGAAACUGGCGUUCCACCUCCAAGACAUCUUGGCAGAAUAAGUUACUUCCACUGUUCGCUAAUCGGAUACUUUCUGGGCCUAGUUACCGCUACAGUGUCUUCGGAAAUUUUUAAAGCAGCUCAGCCAGCACUACUUUAUUUAGUUCCAUUUACACUGUUGCCUCUUUUGACCAUGGCUUAUUUAAAGGGUGAUUUAAGAAGAAUGUGGAGUGAACCAUUUAUAAUACAACAGCCUUCCAAACAUAUGGACGUAUAGUCUGCGGUAGCAUUUACUACUAUUAUGUAUAUUUAUUUUUAGAACCAUUUUUGUACAAUUUUCUCUUUUAAUUAUUUUGUGUAAUAGAUCUAUAUAAUAUGGUUUACCCUUUCUACUUGAAGGGAUAUUUAAAAAAUACAAUGAUAGGUCUUAUGUUUUCUGAAACCAAGGUAUACUUUUACAAAUUAUUUCUUUUCCCAAUAUGAUCUUUUUAUCAAUUAAGAGAUUGUGAUGUUUGUUAAAUUCCAUCUUGUGUUUCUAUUUAUGCACUCAUCGAUGACACAUAAUAUGCCGAUCAAAUUUAUAUAAUAUUUAUACAUUUACAUUUUUUCAUACUAUAUAAACUUUUCGUUAGGAAGGGACUUGUCUUGUUAGUUUAAAAUAAUGGAGGUGGCUAAGUGUUAAAACAUUUAAAUAAAUCACUAAUUAUUAUUACUGCCCUUCAAAGUAUCAACUAUCCACUACUUUAAAAAUAUACAAUAUACAUAUUUUAAUUUUUCAGCAAAUUAUGAGAUCUGUUUAUUAUAUUUGUUAGUAAAUAGUAUUCCAUUAAGAAUAACAUUUAAAGAUUCAUACAAAUGUUUUUCAAAGUAAGAUUUUUUCUUUAAUUUUAUUUCAUAUUAUUUUUUGCUAUUGUGGAAAAUAUUGAGAAAAGCUAAAUUUAAUAAAUUAUUAUGGUAUUUGAUUAAAAGUAACAGCUUAAGCAUUAUAUUUGCACAAUUUACGCAGCUAUUAUAGUUUUCUGGAAUCUCUUAUGUGUGUAGAAAAUAUUGUUUAGAGUUUUUGAUUUGAGAUUUAUUUGUACGAUAUGAAUUUGAUAUUUUGACAAGAGUUUGUUAUCAAACUAAAUGAACGACGAGAAGUUUACCUAAGACUGAUUUAUUUUCUUUUUUCUUUAGUAUUAUUA